Molecule: messenger RNA, 396 nt
Organism: Staurois parvus
Lineage: Eukaryota; Metazoa; Chordata; Amphibia; Anura; Ranidae
Source: the annotation of a GenBank genome assembly
UCAUGUGAUCAGCUGUGUCCAAUCACAGCUGAUCACCUGUCAUGCUGACAGCUCGAGAGGAGAGCCGAUAAUCUGCAUUCCUCGGAGGGGACAUGGGCACUGAUCAUCAGGGCACUGAUGAUCAGUGUGCUCUGCAUGAUCAGUGUGGCCCCAGCAGUGCCACCUGUCAGUGCUAAUCAAUGCCAAUUGUCAGUGCUCUUUAAUGCCAGCUACCAGUGCAGUGCCCAUCAUGCCACAUAUCAGUGCCUACUAGUGUACAUGAAUGCCACAUAUCAGUGCCCAUCUGAGCUGCAUUUCAGUGUCACCUAUCAGUGUGCCAGUCAGUACCACCUAUCAAUGCCAGUCAGUGCCACCUAUCAGUGCUGCCAAUCAGUGCCAGUCAGUGCUGCCUAUCAG